Blumeria graminis f. sp. triticale is the source of this 2634-nucleotide messenger RNA. Lineage: Eukaryota; Fungi; Ascomycota; Leotiomycetes; Helotiales; Erysiphaceae. The record is from the annotation of a GenBank genome assembly.
AUGCCUACACCUAACACCAUGGUUGAUUCAAACUCUUCUUCCAACGCAAUCAAACUGGAGGGAGGGGUUCUGGAUGGUUCAAGCCCGGUCGUGUAUAACCCCAAUAACCCUAUCUCAUUAUUCAUCGUUCAGGCUGGAAUUAUAAUAAUAUCAUGUCACCUACUUCACCUCCCUUUGAGCAAACUCCGCCAACCUAGAGUCAUCUCGGAGGUUAUUGGUGGAAUAAUUUUGGGUCCAUCCGUUCUGAUGCGUAUUCCUGGGUUUGAAGCGACAAUAUUUCCCGCGGAAUCGAUUCCAAAUUUAAAUUUAGUCGCCAACAUCGGCCUAAUACUCUUCUUAUUUCUUGUAGGCCUCGAAGUCGAGAUGCGUAUGUUUCUCACAAAUUGGCGCCUAGCUUUGAGUGUCGGAGUUGCUAGUAUGGUGCUUCCAUUUGGGCUUGGCUGCGCUAUUUCGUGGGGACUUUUCCAGGAAUUUGAUACGGAGUUCAAAGCAGUAAAAAUUGGAGUUUUUAUGCUUUUUGUUGGCACCGCUUUCAGUAUCACGGCCUUUCCAGUCUUAUGCCGAAUAUUGACUGAGUUAAAGCUAAUAUCUUCUCCUGUUGGCAUUACUGUCCUCGCUGCUGGUGUUGCAAAUGAUGUAACUGGCUGGAUUCUUCUAGCACUUUGUAUUGCACUGAUUAACAACGGGUCCGGAAUGUCGGCACUAUAUGUUUUACUAUGCUGUAUAGGCUGGCUUCUUUUCUUGGUCUUUGCCAUCCGUCCAGUCUUCAUAUGGCUACUUCGACGUUCAGGGGCUUUUCAAAAUGGGCCUAAUCAAAGUAUGAUCAUGAUAACCUUGCUUCUAGUAUUUUUAUCAUCAUGGUUUACGGGGAUUAUCGGAGUUCACGCUAUAUUUGGUGCUUUUCUUGUUGGUCUUAUCUGCCCGCGUGAGGGUGGAUUCGCAGUGAAAGUCACAGAAAAAAUUGAAGAUCUUGUUUCGGUAAUAUUCCUGCCAUUAUAUUUUGCUCUUUCUGGACUUAGCACGAACUUAGCACUCUUAAAUAAUGGGAUUACUUGGGCAUAUGUGAUAGGUGUUAUAGUCGUCGCUUUCUUCGGUAAAAUAAUCGGCAGUACGCUUGCUGCCCGAGCAUUCAAGAUGCGAUGGCGAGAAAGUUUAACUGUUGGUGUGUUGAUGAGCUGUAAAGGUUUGGUCGAGAUAAUUGUUUUGAAUAUUGGACUACAAGCAAAUAUCCUCUCUACUAAAAUAUUCACUAUCUUUGUCCUUAUGGCCCUGGUAACUACCGUCACCACAACACCCUUAGCCAUGAGUCUUUAUCCACCACACUACCAACGAAGGCUAAAAGAUUUGAAGUUCAAGAAUUCUUCCGAAUGUGAAAGAAAUCCAUCUCGAGAUGAAAGUAUAGGUAGCCAAGAGAACUUAAUGACGAAACAAAUCGUACCUGCCCAAAAAUUGCUUGUUUACCUGAGGCAAGGUAUUCUUCCAGGUUUGUUUACGUUUAUUGCACUACUCGGUGGCGAUAAGCCAACAUCAUCUGUUAAAAAAAUACAGAUCGGUUUGGAGUCUUUGGAGGACUCUGAACCUAAAAUUGUGCCAGUUCUUUCAGAAUAUGCUAUGUUGAAGAAGCCACUUGAAUUACAUGGUCUCCACUUGCUUGAGCUGACUGAUCGAACAUCAUCUGUAAUGCAAGGGUCCAUGGUCGGCGAGAGAAAUUAUCGAGAUCCUGUCCUUGACGCUUUUCUAACGUUUGCACGACUUCAUAAUUUCGCUGCGUCAGGAACAGUAUCGCUAGUUUCAGAAACUGAAUACUCUGAAACACUGAUAAGAGAGGCGGAGAAUCGACUCGCGGAUCUUAUAUUAAUACCAUGGUGUGAAGCUUCAACAUUAACAGAUACGGAUGCUGUUCACGAGGGCUUAUCGUGUAUUUCUCAAGAUGCAUUUGUUCGCAAGACGCUAGAAGUUGCCCCAAAAAACAUAGCAAUCUUCAUCAACCAAGGACUCCAAAGCCAGAAUUUGAAUAGCGUGCCACUUUUAGCACCAAUUGUCGAUUGGUCUCAUCACGUAGUUCUACCAUUUUUCGGUGGGCGUGAUGACCAAUACGCGUUUCGAUUUAUUUUACAACUUGCUCAAUGCAAUUGUAAUACGAAAGUGUCUAUUAUAUAUCUAAAAGUACAACCAUCACAACACCACAAUAACGCACCUAGUGAAAUUUCUCACGAGAUAUCGAAUAUGGAAGUAAACUCGACACAAAAACCUAAAACUGAUGCAAUAAGUAACGAGGCAAGCGUAACUGAUGAUACUGUCUUUCUUAAAAAGCACCGAGAAAUGCUACCUAAGGCACUCUCUGAACGUGUCGAGUUUUUCGAAGUUAAGACCACUUCACCACUUUCCGACUGUAUCUCGCACGUUAAACUGAAAGUAGGGAAUCACCAGAAUGCGGGAGAUAUAGUAAUCUGUGGAAGGAAGAGUUUACAGCUGCGAUUUAAAGAGGAUUUUGAUUUUCCUAAUUCAACUUAUAAUCCAGAGCUCAGAAAGACUCUCGGGAUUGUUGCCGAAUCAUUAAUUUCGAUAUCUAUUCCAGCGAGUUUGCUCGUCUUCCAAUCUAGUAAGGAAGUUCUUGAUUCUAAACCGACAUGA